This is a messenger RNA of Staurois parvus, 316 nucleotides long. NCBI's taxonomy places the organism in Eukaryota, Metazoa, Chordata, Amphibia, Anura, Ranidae. The record is from the annotation of a GenBank genome assembly.
UAUGACAUCCUUCCAGUCUCACCGCGCAUGCGUGGCUCAGGGAGCAUGCAGCGCGAAAGAGUUCCAGUCAGUGCCGCCUAACAGUGCCAGUCAGUGCCACCUAACAGUUGCCAAAUGGUCAGUGCCGCCUAACAGUGCCAUAUAUCAGUGCCAUAUAUCAGUGUCAUGUAUCAGUGCUGCCUUUCAGUGCCCAUCAGUGAUGACUGUCAAUGCCCAUCAUUGCAACCUACCAGUGCCUCCUCAUCAGUGCUUUCAGUGCCACCUAUCAGUGUCCAUCAGUGCAGCCUAUCAGUGUCCAUCACUGCAGCCUCAUUAG